Molecule: messenger RNA, 9113 nt
Organism: Acipenser ruthenus (sterlet)
Lineage: Eukaryota; Metazoa; Chordata; Actinopteri; Acipenseriformes; Acipenseridae
Product: CREB3 regulatory factor-like
Exons: 9
Coding region: 535-2463 (642 amino acids)
Biological process (GO): regulation of transcription by RNA polymerase II; response to unfolded protein
Cellular component (GO): nucleus
Molecular function (GO): RNA polymerase II transcription regulatory region sequence-specific DNA binding; DNA-binding transcription factor activity, RNA polymerase II-specific
Source: RefSeq, a predicted model, not a curated record
AACAUUCGCAUAGACAAACCCAACCUCCACUGCAGUUAACACAUCUAACGUAUACAUUGCAAUGCACGUAUAUUUUUUUUACCUGCUGAGUUUAAGUACCCUGUCAAGGCUGGAGAACCAAACUGAUUGCUGAUUCUGAUACUGGCCCAGUACUGGGGUACUCAACUGCGCUAUGAUUGGCCGACUCUGUACCAUGUGAAGGGGGAGUCACGCGCUUUCCAGUAACCCGUCAGGAAGAAGAUAAACAAAACAAACCAGAAAGGGAGAAAGCGUGGAGUGCAUAGGAUUGGAACAUUUUAUGCAAAUAAAGAUAUAAAUACUGGAAUAAUUCAAACCUAAAUCACCUUAUGGGGAGUCUUAGGAAAAGAAUUAACAGAAGAGGACCAGACAAGCACGCUUUAGCAAGCCAUUGAGGCUAUACAGAAAACUACCCGGUUGUGAUGGAAUUAAUUAAUUAAAACAAAGCUGGAAACGACGGCCCCCGUGACACAACAAAAAAGUUUGGAAUUAGACAGAGGGGAUCUGGGCUUGGCAAUGCCUCAGCCUAGCAUUGGUGAGAUGGAACCUCCUUUUGGGGAUGCCUUUGAGAACCACACUUUUUCUGAUCAAGUACUGACCAGCACAGACCUGUUGUCUAGCAGUUCCGAUCCAGACUUCAUGUAUGAACUGGACAGAGAAAUGGCUUGCAGGCAAAGUCCUAGAGGUGAUGUCCUAUCAACUGAGGUAUGCAAGGACAUAGAAGAAGUUCUGGACAGUGACCCGACAUAUAACUCAAACUUUGAACAGUGGGAUACAUACUGGGAAGACUUAACCAAGUACACGAAGCUAGCCAGCUGUGAUAUCUGGGGAACCAAGGAAGUGGAUUUUCUGGGACUGGAUGAUUUUUCUAGUCCUUAUCAAGACGAGGAAGUCAUUGGAAAAACACCGACCUUAGCACAGCUUAACAGUGAAGAUUCCCAGCCUGUUUCAGAUCUGCUUUAUCACCCUGAUCUGCUACCGAGUCAGAAAACAAAUAUGCUUGCAUCUUCCUUAAGUGGGAAGAAAAUGCUGAGCAGGCUGCCGACUUCGUCUGCGUCUUCUGCGAGAAACCCCCUUCCAGAUGAUGCGGAAAGCUUUCAGAAAGCCACCAGGCCUGUACCCUCCAGCACAGAGACCAUCAGCAAAACUCAGAUACAGAGCGCUAAGUUCACAUCUUUUCAUUCUGAUACCAAGGGCUAUGUCAGGAAGGCUAAAGUCAGGAUCAAUACAGCACCACUCCGACCAGCAGCGGAGGCCUCGCAGGCCCAGGCUGGCAUCACCAUUGCCUCUUCAUUUAGCGAGUGCAGAGUGGCAGUGCCUGAAAUGAAAGCUGAAAAGCAGAGCACAGAGAUCGCAGCCACCGCCGCUACUCCAGAGAAGAGCACCCCCCUAGCGGAGACCCAUGAGCUCUUCACCUCUCCUGGUGCGAGUCAGGGACUACUGCCCACCAAUGCCUUGGUGCUGGACCAGUCUCAGAAGAAGGAAGAGCACAACUACUCUCUCUUUGUGACGGACGAGGGCAUGGAGGAGCAGCCCAAACCAGAGAUGGAGGAGGAAGAGGAGGAGGAGGAGGAAGAUGAUCUUGAAGAGCUGGAGCUGGAAGAUGAAGACCAUGACGAAGGGUUUGGGAGCGAGCAUGAGCUCUCGGAGAAUGAGGAGGAAGAGGAAGAGGAUGAGGAGGAAGAGGAAGAGGAGGAUUAUGCAGAUGAUAAAGACGACAUGAGCGAUACCUUCUCUGAACCAGGGUGUGACAAUGAUCAAGUGGAAGACCUGAAAGGGGUGCCAGCUGGAUUAUCCAGAAAGAGAGGCAAAAGAAGGUACUUCUGGGAGUACAGUGAGCAGCUGACGCCUUCCAAACAAGAACGCAUGCUGAAGCCUUCAGAAUGGGAUCGAGACACCCUGCCCAGCAACAUGUUCCAGAAGAACGGGCACCUCCACGGGAAGUACACUGUAAAGAAGUCUCGCAGAACCGAUGUGGAAGACCUGACUCCGAACCCCAGAAAGCUUCUUCAGAUUGGGAAUGAGUUGAGAAAGCUAAACAAGGUGAUCAGUGAUCUUACUCCAGUCAGUGAGCUUCCACUGACUGCCAGGCCACGCUCUCGGAAAGAGAAGAACAAAUUAGCUUCCAGGGCUUGCCGGCUGAAGAAAAAGGCACAGUAUGAGGCCAAUAAAGUGAAACUCUGGGGCCUCAAUACAGAAUAUGAUAAGCUCCUGUUUGUGAUCAAUGCUGUCAAACAAGAAAUUGUGACCAGAGUGCAGAUUCUGAGAGAGGACAAGGGAACCAGCAUGACUGAGAAACUUGACCGGCUCAUUAAGGAAACUCUUGUGAGCCCUCCUGUAGGUGGGCAGACGUCGGACUUUGUUAACCAGAUUUUGGAGAAGACGGCCAGUGGAGAUCCAACAGGAGGCCUUGUGGGACUCCGCGUGCCGACAUCAAAAGUGUAACCUGUUGCCAUGGGCCAACAAGAGCCCAAGGCAGAGAGAACCAUCCGCGCCAUUAAUGUGACACUGUAAUCUCAUAGUGUUUUGCAUGUUCAUUUACAUCAAGGAAUACAUCUACAAACGUAAUAUUUAGAACUGUGCAACAAAAAUGCAGGAUCUCUACAUUUACUGUGUUUUCCUCGCCUUCCGUGCAUGUGGCCUGUAAAUGUCACUAGUUACAAAGUAUGAAGUGAAAACAAGAAAAAUUAUACCUGCCAGGGAAAAAGAAACAGCACUUUGGUGGGUAUGCUACAGAACUGAAACCUACAGCAAUUGCUAUCCAAAAUUCUUAGUAGUAUACAUAGUAAAUGCAACAUAGACGGAGCAUAAAAAUUGAAUGUGGUUUAGAUGAGUUGGAGAUUUUGUUGGCCGUUUAGAUUCCAGCCGAGUAGGAAAUGCCAAAAAGUCUACGCCUAGUUUAACAUCAGCCUUGUACUCUGAGUUACGUAGUAUGAGUUUGGCAAUGGAAGGUUCCAUUAUUCCCUUUUAGCAUGUUUGGGGGCUGACAAAAGGGAAGGAGGUUAAGGAGAUGAUGGAACAUAAAACUACCAUAACAAAGAGGUUAAGCUAAUAGUUCACAUAUUAGUGCUUGAAUAAAUGAACAAAAUGUUAAUUUUCUUCCAUACACUUUGGUUGAAAUCACGACAUUUGGACUUUGUAGACUUUGCUAGUAUAGUGUAUAAAGUUUUAAAUUCUUGAGCUUAAUGUAUAACUUCAUGUGUAUGUACAAAGUAAUACUCAUUGUGCCUUGUAUUUAAUACAGAAGUUUAAGAAAAGUGCUUUUUACAAAAGAAGAAAGUCUGGAUGAUGUAUAGUACAGAUGGGUAAUUUGUGGAUUUGUAAUGUAUUUUAGCUCUUUAAACUAUUUUGAAUGUACAUAGGAAUAUUUGGAAAUGUAGAUAUAUGCCACAGAGUCUGUGUAUUGUAUCAUAAGAUGGCUCUGAAAAUAACUUUUGGUUUUUGGUACUUUAUCAUGAAAAAACUAUUUGCACACUAUAUUUUGAUUGUUUGUUUUUUGUACCAAAGACGAAUGCAACAAAAAUGGCAAAUAGCCAGUUUAAGUAAGGUUUUGCACAGCUUAUCUGAUACCGUAUUGAAUGUAGAAAACGUAGUAGGGUCAGGGGUAUUCAUUGAACUGUGAAUUCAUUGCUUGGGUCCAAUUCUCUACAGGAGCAUUCACACAUACUUUAUAUAGGGUUGCUGUUCCUGUUGUUGGCUUGUGAAGUAGACAAGUUUGUUUGGAAAAGAGUUUGGAAUUUUUUUUUCCUUUAUAAAUUACAUAAAUGCGGUAUAUAUUGUACUGACUUUUUAUAAAGAAAAGAAUAGGAUAGAAGAACAUGGAGCUUUCAAUGUACCUUUUAUUUAGCUUGUAAAAUAUUACCAGAAAUAGCACUUGACGGAUUAUUGCGCAGUAUACAUUUCUAAAAAUCUACUUCAGACUGUUAAAAAAAAAAAAAAGAAAAAGUUAAAAAAGAAAAAAAAAUUAACAACUUUAUAUAUUUUUGUAUAGGUAGCCAAUACCUUUUUGUUGACAUAGCAAAUUAUUCCAUUUGAAAUAUAUUUAACUACAAAAAAAAAAAAAAAAAACCUUUUGCUUUGUGUUUGCACUGUAUUAUAUCUGAGGUUAUCUCUAUGUUUUUAGUGCUGAAAUCAGUAGGAUGCUUUAUUUUAUUUUUUUUUAAGAGGGAGUCAUGGAAAUAAUGUAGGGUCAGUGUGUUUCUGGUUUCUUUGGGCUUUCUAAAAUAUCUGAAGACAGGUUUGCCAUCGAAGAGAGUGGAAAGAUAAAUGUCAGGUUGAGUAUGUAAUGUCUGGGAUGGAGAGCUUUGUCUGUAGAAGACCGAAUAAAAGCGCUAGUAAAGUAUUAGUAAACUAGUAAUUACAUCUUUAAGGCCUGUAGCCAUAAACUGAGGUAGAAAUAUAAUAAUCCAGAACUUAGACGUUCAUAGCAGUUAGAACAUGUGGCUUGCAGUUAACCUUAACACAGUACUGUGUAAGUCAAUCGUAUACAAGAUUAUUAACAAAAUCCCAUUAAUAUCCAAAAUACCAUUAAUGUCCGUUAUUAUUUAGCCCAGUUUUGUAAUAUGAUAUUUUCAAUGUAUGGGAUCCUAUUUUCAGAGACAUAUUUCAUGUUCAAAAGGCAGAGCGGUAUAGCCCAGAUAAAGACGGUAGAUUGAGAGAUAGUGAAAAUUACUUUAGUCCGAGCAGUGUGGCAAAUUCAUUUCAGUUGAUCAGCCAAUCAAUUGUUUUUGUUUUUCACACAUCUUAGUUUUUUUUUUUUUUUUGUAAACAUUAUUGUCAAAAUGACAAUCAUAACAGGCAAAAUGCAGGAUAACGUCUGUUCAGAGGCACUGCUAGGUUUAAAUUGGAACGGAGUAUUGGCUCAAUAGCUGUACUUUUAGCUGAUGUUCUCUUGAAAUAAGUCUGUUUAGUGAUUCCACUAACUUGCUUCAUGCUAUCCUUGUUUCCAUGGGCCAAAAAGUCCCAAACUCAAAUCGGCCAAUUGCGGUUCAGGUCUCAAAUCAUCCAAUUAUUUUGAAUUUAUGUAUUUGUUUUCAGAUCUAUAUCUGAUUGAUUGAAACCUAAAUGCUUUUGAGCAGGUACCAGGAAACAAGCAAUUGGAGAAAAAAUAAAUAUAACAUGCCUGAUAAGAGCAGGUUGACAGAGUUGACCUCUCUCUUAAGACAUUUUAAUGAUAGUAUUGUCAGAAUCUACUACAUGCUGUAUUUCAGGAACUGUGUGCUUUUCAGUUAAUUUAGCUGGUAAUUUAACACUAGACUAAUUUAAAUGACCCUGCUAAUGGAUACCAAAUGUAUUCUAUAAACUUUUACAGUAAUAUACUGUACCAAUUUACCAGUUAGCUUACUAGUAAUCAUUCAGUUAACAUGUCCAUGUUUAUUUAAUGUAAGAGGUAUUUUAAGAUUGGCAUUUUACAGAAACCAGAAUUGAUUUAAAGUGUAGUUUUUUUUUUUUUCUUUUUUUUGUAAGUGUAAUGCAAAUAGUUUAUGCCGUCCUGAAUGCAGUGUUUCACAUUAUAAAUAAAAUAAGCUGAAAUGUAUCUUUUAAAUGUUGAGUUUAUAUUACAUUGAUAGAUAUAUUAGAAAAAAAGCACUUUGUUUAAAAAAGAAAAAAGAAUAGAAUUUUGUAUAUUCCUUCCAUUUGCUGCUAAACCUGGGCUCGUCAGAAUGCUGCAGCGAUGGAGACAAUCUAGAAGCGGGCAGCCGAGCCUCGAUUUCUGGGUUCUAAAGUUGUAUCUUCAGUUGUCUUCAGUAGUUUUCCUAUGGAAACUGGAUGCUGCUUUGUGUGUACUUCAGGCUGAUAUACAGUGUAGACGUGUCAGUUCUGGAUGUUUCCAGAUGUUGUUUUUUUCUUUCUCGUUUAUUUCUUGUAUAGGAAAAACGUGUCCAGGCGUAUUCACGGAAGCUUUAUCUUGUGAAUGGUGAAAAAAAAAACUGUACUGUACUGUAAAAGAGGUUUGCAGUGGGGAAACCAAUCAGAAACAAACUCCCAAUACCGUGCCAACCUCCUAGCCUUUCGCAAGUAAAAGUUCAAAUGAAACUAUAUAUUGCUUUGGCAAAUUAUGCUGGCUUCUAAGGUACUGAGUUAAGACACGGUGGCCGGUUAAAAUGCUAAAUCAAUUAAAUAGUUGUGUCUUAUUAAUGAUAAAGAAAUCAUCAGGCAUAUGUCAAACAUAAUUGCCAUGGGCUGUGUACAGCAUUAUAUUUAUUGCUGUCACCCCAGCACUAGUAAAGUGUUCUUGCGGGUUUUUACUUUUAACAAGACGAACGCAAGCUGUGCAGCUUUACAUUUUACCAGGGGACUCUGUGGCAUUUAAACAGUCUAGAAAUGGUUGUACUUCCAUACCAGUAACUUUUUUUUUUCUGCUUCCUCUAUUGACAUUGAGACAAGACAUAUACAUUUAUGUUUAGUUUUUUCAAAAUAAAAAGUAUCCUUAAUUGAUAAAAACCGGAGAUGUGUAUGUGUUCUAAGUGAUUUAUUUUUGGCUUGCUUUCAUGUUUCAGUUUGUAGUGUUGCGACAACAAUGCUGACAGUAUACACAACUACUGUUGAUAGUGCACUAUGCAGACCUUACUCUUGUGAGUAAGGCUGUACAUUGCUUUAGAAAUCAACUCUCCAAAUAAAAUUGAAAAAAGGCAGCUGUUUCCUGUUUGCUUCACAGACUUGAAAUUCCUCUGCAUGUUACUACAUUCAAAUCUGUUUAUAUUGACCACUGGAGUGAGUAUGGACAGGUCUUUUAUGAACAGGUGGUCUGUAAUACAAGUGUGACUGUACUACAUUUUGGUAAAUUCAAAAGAUAAUGUAUCAAAUAAAACAACUGAUGAUAAAUCAUUUAACAAAGGCAAUAUCAUCAUAAAUGUUUGCAGAUGCGUUGAUUCUUUAUGGUGGAAUGCUGUAAUGUUUAGGAUGAUCAGCGAAUUGGCUUACACUGAGAGGUGGAUUCAUUUAAAAAAACAGAUCACCUGCUUUAUUUCCCUGUCUGCUGAACUUCCAGGUGUAGGAGGUCAUGCCCUGAACACACCCUCACAGCUAUAUAUAUUAUAUUUGUUUUAAUUGAAUCCACCUUUUUUUCUGGGUCAUUAAGAAAUACAAAUACAUAACAACCAGAACAAACCCACAAAUGAAAAAGUGCCUGCUUUAUCAGGUGCCUUACUUCUAAAAUGAAAAUUGAAUCUAUAUGCUUAAGAAGAUUAUUAUUAUUAUUAUUAUUAUUAUUAUUAUUAUUAUUAUUAUUAUUAUUAUGUGCAAGGUUUCUGACUGUUUUUACAUUUAAUGACAGAUUUAAAUCAAUGAGGUGGCUCUCAUUUGUGGUUCAGACACAAUUUUCCUUGAAAGGUGAAUGUUGUCUACCAUCAACGAAUCUUGGAAAAAGACUGUGCCAGAUUCACUAAGCAUUUGCUACAGGAAAAGGUGUGCAACAUUUUUAUUUUUUUACAUUUUAUCCCAAAUUCUCAGACGUUUUAAAAUAUGUUAUUCUUUAAUAUUAUCAAAACCUACAAGAUAUUCUUUCUAAUUUUGUAACGUUACUAGUUGGUCCUUUUACAUGCAUUUAAAUCUAGUGCAAACUUUGCCCUGCGGUAUUUGCUUUGUGAAUGUGUGGUUUACUAAUCAGUGAGACUAUCCAAAGAAUGUUGCGAUCUUCAUUCAAAAUAAUUUAAACUUGUUUCUCAUUAAAGAUCUCUGUAUGUUCUGUGGUUAACUUAUUUUUUGCUAUACACCGAUAUUUUGUAUUUCUUUUGUAGUUAUGGUCUAAAUCUGUAAUUUAUUGCACAAGUCUGAAUUUUGAUGAAUACUUGCCUUCACUGCUACUUUUUUUUGGCCAUACCGUUUUCCCAAUUUUUAUGUUGUUUUUACUAAUUGUUUAUUGUACUUUAUAACAUCAAAGACGUGUGUGUAUGAAAAGGAAGGAGGACCAUAGCUGGGUUAACCAAUCAUAUUCAAAUGAUUUUGUGCCCGGAUGCUAUCGCUGAGUGUAUCCUCAUGGAAGGAACAAUAUUAAAUGUCACCUUUUGUGUCGCAUUAAAUAACCAGUCGAUGUGCCUCUCAAUUUCAUACAUGACUAUUCCAUAAACUAUCUGGCAGUUGGCUUUAAGCUGUUCUUUUCAGUGAACAAGCACACACAUCUCUAAGAGACACCGAAUGAUCUGCAGCUCUAAGAUGUCAAACAUUUGACAGUGCAUCAAUAAAGCAAAAUGAUACUUGCUUUGCUCUAGAUCUAGUCUAUUGUGCUAAAUUUGCUACAGCUCCUAUUUUCAGAGCUUCUGAUUUUUUUUAUAUGAUGUUGAAACAGUAAAUUUAAACCAUGUUUGCUCAGAUUAUAGCAAAUAUAGAUAUGGUGUAAAAUAGGGUUUACUUCAAGUCUGAUCCCUGCAUCCAGGGGCCACCUUUGAGAUAAAUAAACCUACGAGCAAAUAAUACAUAUUUAGUUCCCUGCAAUGAAUUACACUUCCUUCAGAAUUUAAAAAAAAUAAAAAAAGUUGAUUUUAAAAAAUAACGUUAAUUCUACACAUUCACGGCAAAUAAUUAUGAAAGGUCUAACCCCUUUUAACUAUUUAGAUGACUAGCAUGGGGUUUGUAACUAAGUAGUUCUUUUGUGUGUACUCCCCAGGUGUAACAUUGUAUUUCAUUGCUAAAGGCUCUGUUCUAGAUCUUUGGUGACAUGUUAAGCAAAUCUGCAGUUGUAUAUCCUGCUGAACCUAACAAUAACUUGGUCAUAUUAGUCGUGUCUAUAUAUGUAGCUCACAUAUAUGCCUGUUGAGCACGAUCUAUAAACAGUUAUUACAUUUAUGUUGGUUAAAUAUUGUGCUGUUUUUUUUAAAUAUAAUUGUGUGUUUAUAUGAGGCACAAUAAAAGAAAGAAGAAAAUCACUGGAAUAAAUAAAUGUGUUUGUCUUCAAAAGAAAUGGGCUGAAAUUAGAACGAGAUCUUAAUCCGUUUAGAUCUGUUGUUAAUUGUGCCUCCUCUUCUUUUUUUAUUUUUAUUUGAUUUGUUUCACAGCAUUGUAUCGGCCCGAAGCUGAUACUACAGUUGCUUGUAACCAUAAUAGUCUGAUUCCAUCAUUGUUUUUAAUAUUUAAAAAUAAAUAAAUGUUAGAAACAG